This is a messenger RNA of Rotaria socialis, 1461 nucleotides long. The record is from the annotation of a GenBank genome assembly. NCBI's taxonomy places the organism in Eukaryota, Metazoa, Rotifera, Eurotatoria, Philodinida, Philodinidae.
AUGAUGAUAGUAGAUGUUCAUCAGGAUAACAAUGAGGAUGAGGAUGAUAAUGAUCGAACAGAAAUUUACACACCACCGCCACUUGAUACAACAAAUGAUUUGAAUAAUAGUGAUGAACAAGAAAAUGUACAUGAUAGAAGUAGAAAUUCAAUCAAGCAACAAUCUUUUAUUCUAUUAGAUGAUAGUUUUGAUCAAGCAACAACUACAAACGAGCCUGCGAAUGAGCCAACUCAUAAUUAUUGGGAUCAAUGGCCAUUAGCCGAUAGUGGAUUACAUGAUGAAGAGCAUUUAAAACUUUAUUCCAUACCUGAUAUUGAUAUUCCUCCAUCUCCUCCACGACAAAUUAUGUUGUCUCCUAUUGAUCAAACUUCUACAACUACUGAAAAAAAAAUUUUUGAUCUAUUAAAUCUCCCACCAUUAUUAUCAACAUCUACUAAGACAAGUAAUAGCGAAAGAAAAAAGCCAUCAACAAAACGAAAAAGAAAAAAGAAGCCAAUGUGUGAAUAUCGGCCACCAUCUCCAUUUUCACCAAAACCAUAUUACAAAUCAAUGGCAAUUGAAGAAUUAAAAAGUCAUGCCACGCUUUAUGGUCUUUCAACAACUCAAGCUAAAGGGCGAUUAAUUAAAAUUCUUGAUGAAAUUUAUAAUUUUACACAUCAAUAUGAAACCGACACUGAUUAUGAAUUUGAUACAAAUGAUAUUAGCCAUGGGAAGAGUUGCUCGAAUAAAAAAACUAUCUCUCAUACUCCACCAACACCAACAAUUAUUUCUCAAGUUAAAAAACCGAAACAACACAAAGCUGUUCAUCAAAUGAGUUCUUCCGAUGAGAAUGAUGAUAAUCCUUUGCCGCCACCAUCGUCAGUAAAAAAACAAUGUCCAAUAGCAAUCUUAGAUAAUGACGACGAUGAUAAUAAUAGAUCAGACGAGUAUGACACAGAUCAUGAAGGACGUUUUCUUGAACUUACAGUUUAUGAUCUUUCAUCGACAACAACAUCCUCGAGCUCAUUAUCCAUUGUUGAUACUCCACCUACUAAUCUUCCUUCAAAUGAUGGUCAUUUCAGUGGUUCAUCAAAAUUAUACAUCGAAAAUUGUUCUCAAGCAAAGAAACCUAUAAAAUCAAAAUCUAAAGCAAAACCAUCAACACCAACAUUAUCUUCCGAUUCCGAUGCAAUACCAACAAAAAAACUGCAAAAAAAGCCAAAAUUACAAACUCCUACAAUUCCUUUAAAACAAAUUGUUCGCACUUAUAUUGAAUCGAAUUCAAGUUUACACGCACGGAUACUUUGCUAUGAACCAAUUGAUUUCGAAGAAUUUCAUAAACAAAUAAAAACAGAUCUUAACAUUAGAAUAGCCUCGAAAGAAUUAAUGCAUUGUCUCGAUGAUCAAUGUAUUACUUUCACAUUGCGUUCCAGAAAAGGUGCUUUUACUAAUGUUAUGCGUGCUAAACGACGACACCAAUAG